AUGGAAUAAUUCAAUAUUUAAGAUAUCUUAUCAUUCACAAAUCUAAGGAAACAAUACUCCUUACUUAAUAAUGUUAUUCAUCAAUAUGAUACUACUUAAAUAAUCAAAUUAAAAAAAGUAAUCUAUAUCAUUUUAUUUAUUAAAGACAUUAUUAUUAGACUUGUUUAAUUCUUGUUUUGAUGAAAGUUUAUUGAUUGGAGGAUAAGUCUUAUAGAAAUUACUAACAAAAUUAUAUAAUGAAUUAGGAAAAGAAGACAAAAAGAAUGUAGAAUUAUUCAAUCAAAGAUUAUAAUAAUUUGUUUCCAUAUUUGUUGAUGAUUACAUAGAAAGUGUCAAAUAAAAUUAGAAUAAUUAUAAUCUUAAUUAUGCUUAAUAGAUUAAUAGAAUUUUGGCAGAUGUAAAAAUUGAAUGUAUUCAAUACAUAAUUGAUCACAUUAUAUAAAAUGAUCAGAAUUUCUAUUAACAUAAACAUAAAGUUUGGGCUAUUGCUUCAUUACUAAAAUUUGCUAAAUUAGAAUAACAAAUUUCUGUUACUGAAUAAGGUAUAAUAUACAAAAAUGGAACCAUUUUGAAUCUAGAUAUUUAAAUAAUUUAGAAAUGGAUGUAUAAUAUUGAUAGAGCAAUCUAAUUUGAAGCCCUCUAAAUAUUUACUUUAAAUAGCAAAAAAGCUGCAAAACCAACUCAAAUUGAAUUAGAUUCAAUUAUACUCUUUAUAUAACAUGUUAUUAAAACAUCAUAUCCUAAUUUUAAGAAAAACUAUUUGUAAAAAUUAAAGUUUUUUUUUGAAAGAAUCAGAGCAAGUUUUUAAAAAGAUUUAAAAUUAUUAGAAUCAGGCAAAUCAAAAGAUACAACUCCAAUUUAACCAAUAAUUAAAUUUACUCAAUAAAUUCUAGAUAUCUUAUAUUCUCAAUUAAUCCCUGAAUGUUGUUAUGAAGUUUCAAGUCCUUGUUUAGAAAUAUUAAAAAUGAUAUAUAUGUAUUUAGGUACACCUGAAAAAUUAGAACCUAAAAAAGGAGAGUUUUAUGAUAAAACAUUAUUUUUAUUAAAUUACUGUUUAGAAUAAGCAUAUGGAAAUACAAAAGUUGAAUAAUUGAUCAUUUAAUGUAGUAGCAAUUGGGAAUCUUCAAGAACAUUAGCUUAUGAAAUAUUACUUUUGCUUCCAAAUGAAAUUCAAUUCUUUAGCGAAUAGAAAGCUAAAUAACUCUAUUAAAUAGCUACUUCUUAAAUAGGAAAUCCUAUCAUAAAAUUUUAUGAAAGUGGUUCCCUCUUAUUAUCUUUAUUAUUAAAAAAAUAUGCAAAUAUCUUAUAUCCAACUUAAAAUCCAGAAAUUGAAUUUUUAAAUUAUUUAGUGAAUGAAUUAUAAUAGAAAUUUAAUACUUUUAAGUAAGUAUUUUCUAAUGAUAUUGUUUAAUUAUAAUAAACACUUAUUCAUGGAUAUAUAUCAACAUUUUGGAUUAUUUUAUAAAGGAAUAAUAUUCAUUAAUUGUAAGAUAAAGAAUAACUUAAAUUAUUUUUUAUAAAAUUACUUGAAUUAUUAAAAGAUAUAAUUGAAUUUGCUACUUAAGUAAGUUCUGAGAAUGUUUGUACAUGGAUAAUUGAUGAUAAAUCAACUUAAUAAUUGCCUUAUCAAGUUGAUUGUAGAGGACAUUUCUAUUAGACUGAGUUUGUUUAAAAUGUACAAAAGAUUCUGUAAGGAAAUACAUUGAUUGAAUCAUUAGAUGAUUAAACUACAGAUUAAGGAUCUGAAAAUAUAUUAGUAGUUUCAUUCUUUUUAAUAACUAGAGAAUCUGGUGUUUUCUUUUAGGAAUUAGCAAAAGUUAUUGAUUAAAUGAAUGAUAAUUUAAUUCCUAAUGAUUUAUUGAAAAGAAUUACUUAUUAAUUUUUCCAUGCUUUAUUAAACAUUAAACAUUUAGGUUCUAUAGAUAGAAUUGCAUAAGGAUUAUAUGAAUUAUGUAAAACUAUGGGAGUUAGUAAAAAUCCAUAAUUACCUGGAUUAGUGAAUGAAUUAAUUGAUAAAUUAGUUGAAGCUUUUGAUUAAAAUUAAUUAAAGAAUGUAUUUAGAAGAUCUGCAGGUUUACCACAUUUGGUUUGCUGUUUAUUAAGGUCUUGUCAAGGUAAAGAUAAGUAGACUGAAAAGGUUGUAAAGAUAUUAUUGAAAUUUGCAAGAGAUGGUCAAUUGGAAAUGAGAAUACAUGCUCUUAAUGUAAUCAGAAAGUUAUUUAUGGAAGCUUGGUUAAGAUAGGAUCUUGAUUAAUUUAUAUAAGAGGCUUAUAUGUUAGCAAUUGAUGGUUUUAGUUAUGAUGAUUGGAGUGUAAGAAAUUCAUCUUUAAUGUUAUUUUCAGCUUUGGCAUCUAGAACUUUAGGGAAAAAUACAUAAAAUGUAGAAUAAAUAGCUUAGAAAUUAACUUUAAUAGAAUUCUUUAAUAAAUCACCUUAAUUAGUACAAUACUUUUAAAAUAAAAUUAAGGAUUAUAAUGAUGAAUAAUUAUAUCCUAGUUUAUAUCCUAUAGCAUUAUUAUUAUCAAGAUUGGCUCCAAUGGAAGGUAAAUUUAUUAGAAAAGUAUAUACAGAAAUAUAGAAAUAAGAUUUAUUUGAAUAGAAAUAAUUAGAUUAAUUAUUACCAUCAUUAAUAAAUUGUUUAAAGAAUAAGAAUUAUUUAGGUAGAGUGAUUUUAUCCAAAGCUAUUUUGCCAUUCCUUUCAUUUUAACAAAUAACAUCAUAUGUUGUAGAACUCUUAAAAGAAUUAAUUGAUAGUAAGACAAUAAAGAGAAAUCAUAAUAAUGCUCAUGGCAUUUUAUUAUUGUGUCAUUAAUUAAUUAAAGAUUAUUAUAAUAUCAAAAGGGAAACAUUAGAUUAAUAUGAAGAUAAUUAAAUUGAAUAAUUGAAACAAAGUGAAAAUACUUUAAUUUAAGAAAUCCAUAAUAAAAGAUUUAUCAUUUGUGAAAUAAAAUGUCCACCUGUUUUAUCUGUUUAUUAUUAAGUAUUAAAUAUAAUAAUAAAAAAUAAUAAAUAAGAAGAUUGUGUUUUAUUUUAAGAAUGCUAUUAAAUUACAAAGAAUAUGAUUGAAGAAUAACAUUUUAAUUAAUAGACAUUCAAGAUUUAAUAAGAUAUGGGUAAUAGUUUAUUAAGAAAGAAGUAGAUAUCAUUUUUAGUUAAAUUAGAUCAUUUAAAUAAAAGUCAUUUAUAUUUAGAAUAAUUAAUAAAGAAUUAAGUUUAAAAAUAUAUAUAAUAAAAAGAUCUAUUAGAAAUUGAUGAUUUAGAAGUAUUAUAAUAAUUGUAUAAACAAUAUAAUACUAUACUUAAGAAAAAUAACAAAGUAGAAGAUUCUAAUAUAGAAAUUGCAUAAUUAACUUAUCAAUUAUUAGAAGUAAUAGAAACUCCAUAUUUCAGUUAAUGCUUAAAAUAAUGCUUAAAAUUUUUACUUAUUAUUAGUAAAUUAACUAAAUUAAAUCAUAAUGAAAUAAUUUUAGAUUAGAUUAAUAAGAGAUUUAUAAAUGAUUCAGGAAUAAUGAAAAAUCUUAUUAAACUUUAUGGUUAUGUUAUGUUAUAAAAACAAGAAUUUUUGGAUUAAUUUUUGAAAAUGUGUGAAUUAUAUUCACAUAGUAAUAAUAUAGAUGAUUUAAGAAUUGCUGUAAUAAAAAGUAUAUGUAUAGCAAUGCCAAAUUUAAUUAAUUUAAAUACUCUAAGAUUAUCUUUGAUUUAUUUAAGAUUACUUCAAGAUGAAUUACCAGAAAUAAGAAAUAAGAUGAGUAAAUAAAUAUGUAUUCAUUUAUUGAAUAACAAAAAUAAAAAUUCAACUGAAUUAUAUAAUAAUGAGUAUUUAUUGCAUAAUUAUUACUAAUUAAUUGUGUCAAAGUAAAUAACAAAAGAGAAUUAAGUGGAGAUUAUCAAUAUUUUAAUUACUUAAUUGAUGGAUAGUGAAUACUAUAUGAUUAAAAGAUAAAAUCAUUAAUCUAAAAGAAUAUUCUAAUAUGAAAAAAGCAAUAAAUAUAUAAGUGAAUUAAAGGGCAGAAAAUUAGCAUAUGAUUUUUUAGUCUAUUGUGUGAAUAAUAAAAUAUUAGAUUAAGAAUUGGUUAUUAAGGAAUUAAAUGAGUAUGAGAUUAGAAAUUAAAAUACUGCAUUGAUGGAAUAUAAAUUGAGUGAGAAUCAAAUAAUAAAUUAUAUAAAUAAUUUAACAGAUAGAGAUGAUUUUAUAUAUGAGAAUAUGUGUAGAUUGACAAUAUUUGAAGAAUUAUAAGCUAAAUUUAAUUCUAAUUAGUAAAUAUAUAUAUUAUUUUAGUAAAUAAUAUGAAUUGUAUCAUAAAUAUAAUGUAAAGAGAGUAGAGUUUUCAUUUUAAUAAUUUGAUUGA
Messenger RNA from Paramecium primaurelia, 4349 nucleotides. Lineage: Eukaryota; Ciliophora; Oligohymenophorea; Peniculida; Parameciidae. The record is from the annotation of a GenBank genome assembly.